Molecule: messenger RNA, 6462 nt
Organism: Beta vulgaris subsp. vulgaris (sugar beet)
Lineage: Eukaryota; Viridiplantae; Streptophyta; Magnoliopsida; Caryophyllales; Amaranthaceae
Product: callose synthase 10
Exons: 51
Coding region: 450-6155 (1901 amino acids)
Biological process (GO): (1->3)-beta-D-glucan biosynthetic process
Cellular component (GO): 1,3-beta-D-glucan synthase complex; plasma membrane
Molecular function (GO): 1,3-beta-D-glucan synthase activity
Source: RefSeq, a predicted model, not a curated record
GUGUUUCGACUUGCGAGUAUUAACGAAAAGAAGGUAGCGUAAUUGAAAAAAAAAAAAAAACGGUUUCAAUUAAUCCAGUAUUGUGAAUUGUCGUUGAAUUUACCAAUUAAAAAAAAAAAGACACGUCGUUGCCCAAAAUCCGACGUUUCCCGCGAUCUCCAAUCUCAAACUGAAAAAGUUUGAGUCCACGGUCCACCAUCUCGUGUGCGACUAUCUUUUUUUAUUCAGUUUCCACUGAAAACUUCCCCUCCAUUUCUCUCUCCUCAAUUUCUAAUCUACCUUCACUCUUUCUUCUAUCUUCUAAGAUCGAUUUUCUCCACUUCAAACCCUAAAUUUCCUAAAUUCAUUCGUCAAAAAACCUAAUUCGUCGUCUUUUUCGUCAUUGAUGACGCAAUUUAUGAGUUGAUUAAGCUAGGGUUUUGAGUUUUGAAAGCUUCAGAGAAGAGAAAAUGGCGAGGGUUCAAGAAAAUUGGGAGCGCUUAGUUCGAGCGACUCUUCGGCGCGAGCAGCUUCGAACUACCGGUCCUGGCCAUGAGCGUCAACCUAGCGGACUUGCUGGAGCUGUUCCACCUUCACUUGGCCGAGCCUCGAAUAUUGAUGCGAUAUUGCAGGCUGCUGAUGGGAUUCAAGACGAGGAUCCUAAUGUCGCUCGCAUUUUGUGUGAGCAGGCAUAUUCAAUGGCACAAAAUCUGGAUCCGAGCAGUGAAGGCAGAGGUGUCCUCCAGUUCAAGACUGGUUUGAUGUCUGUGAUUAAGCAAAAACUUGCUAAACGGGACGGAGCUCAAAUAGAUCGUAGCCGUGAUGUUGAACGUUUAUGGGACUUUUACCAUCGAUACAAGCAAAGACAUAGAGUGGACGAUAUUCAACGUGAAGAACAAAAAUGGCGGGAAUCUGGAGUCAUGAGUACCAAUUUUGGAGAAUUGGCGGGGAUGAGGAAGGUGUUUGCUACACUGCGGGCUCUGAUUGAGGUGAUGAAGGAAUUGAGCAAGGAUGCAGCUCCUGAAGUGGGAAAAUUAAUUAUGGAGGAACUAAGAAGAAUUAAGAAAUCAGAUGCUACUUUGUCUGGUGAGCUCACACCAUAUAAUAUUAUUCCCCUGGAAGCACCGUCAUUGACCAAUGCUAUUGGAGUUUUCCCGGAGGUUAAAGGGGCCAUAUCUUCUAUAAGGUAUAAUGAUAGCUUUCCCAGACUUCCUGCUGCCUUUGAGAUUCCUGGCCACCGGGAUGCAGACAUGUUUGAUCUUCUUGAAUUUGUCUUUGGUUUCCAGAGUGACAACAUAAAAAAUCAGCGUGAAAAUGUUAUUCUUUUGGUUGCAAAUUCGCAAUCUCGUCUAGGACUUCCAGAUGAACGUGAUCCUAAAAUAGAUGAAAAAGCUGUAAAUAUGGUUUACAAGAAAGUGUUGGACAAUUAUUUUAAAUGGUGCAAGUAUUUGCGGAUACGGAUGGCAUGGAAUAGUUCUGAUGCAAUUACCCGGGAGAGGAAGCUCUUUUUAAUAUCGUUGUACUUUCUUAUUUGGGGGGAGGCUGCCAAUGUCCGUUUUCUCCCGGAAUGUAUUUGCUACAUAUUCCACAAUAUGGCGAAGGAGCUAGAUGCAAUCUUGGACCGUGGAGAAGCAUGUGUGGCAGAAAGUUGUAAAUUGGAAAAUGGCUCAGUCGCCUUUCUUGAGCAAAUCAUACACCCUAUAUAUGAGACAAUAGUUAAGGAAGCGGAAAGAAAUAACAAUGGGAGAGCAGCACAUUCAGCGUGGAGAAAUUAUGAUGAUUUCAAUGAAUAUUUCUGGUCACGAUCGUGCUUUGAGUUGGGGUGGCCAAUGAAGGAGUCAUCACCAUUUUUGAGGAAGCCAAAAAAAUGGAAAAGGACAGCAAAAAGCAGUUUUGUUGAGCACCGGACGUUUCUCCACUUAUAUCACAGUUUUCAUCGCAUGUGGAUCUUUUUGGCUAUAAUGUUUCAGGUCUUAACAAUUAUAGCUUUUAAUGCGGAUGACCUGAAUCUCAACACAUUCAAGGUCCUACUGAGCGUUGGGCCAACUUUUGCUGUCAUGAAUUUUGUGCAGAGUUGCUUGGAUGUUCUUCUCAUGUUUGGUGCCUACACAAGAGCAAGAGGCAUGGCAAUUUCAAGGCUGAUUAUUAGGCUUUUUUGGUGGUGUCUAAGUACUGUAGCUGUUAUAUAUUUCUAUCUGAGGGUUCUACAGGAUUGGAACCGGCAGCAGACUAAUUCAUCAUCUUUCCGCAUCUACAUUCUUAUGCUUGGUGUUUAUGCUGGGGUGCGCCUGGUUUUUGCUGUGUUGUUGAAGAUGCCUGCAUGUCAUGCUUUGUCUCAAAAAUCUGAUCAGUCAUUCUUUCGAUUCUUUAAAUGGAUAUAUCAGGAGAGGUACUUUGUUGGACGUGGCCUAUAUGAAAAGCCUAUAGACUAUGCAAGAUAUGUCCUCUAUUGGUUGGUGAUCUUCGCGUGCAAAUUUACUUUUGCAUACUUCCUCCAGAUUCAGCCUCUAGUCGAGCCUACAAAAAUUAUUGUGACGCUUCCUUCUAUUCGAUAUUCAUGGCAUGAUUUAGUCUCGAAAAAUAAUCAUAAUGCGCUGACUAUAGCUAGUCUAUGGGCUCCUGUCAUUGCUAUUUAUAUAAUGGAUAUUCACAUAUUUUACACACUUUUGUCGGCCCUUAUCGGUGGUGUAAUGGGUGCACGAGCUCGACUAGGCGAGAUACGUUCAAUUGAAAUGGUGCAUAAACGGUUUGAGAGCUUCCCUGCAGCAUUUGUGAAGAACAUGGCAUCUCCAAAAACAAGAAGAAUGCCUUUUGAUCGACAGAAUCUUGAGACAGCGCAAGACAAUACCAAAACAUAUGCUGCUGUUUUUGCUCCUUUUUGGAAUGAGAUCAUCAAAAGUUUGCGUGAAGAAGAUUUUAUCAGCAAUCGAGAGAAAGACUUGCUCUCUAUGCCCAGCAAUGCGGGUACUCUUCCCCUUGUUCAGUGGCCCCUCUUUCUUCUUAAUAGUAAGAUUUUGAUGGCGAUUGACCUUGCUUUGGACUGCAAAGAUACACAAGCUGAUUUAUGGAAUAGAAUAUGUAGAGAUGAUUACAUGGCUUAUGCGGUUCAAGAGUGCUACUAUAGUAUAGAAAAGAUCUUACGCUCCAUAGUUGAUGGUGAAGGGAGACACUGGGUUGAAAGGAUCAUUCGUGAAAUCAAUGAUAGCAUAAGGGAUGGUGCACUUGUUAUAACUCUAUCCCUGAAGAAGAUUCCAUUGGUGCAAUCAAGAUUUACUGCAUUGACAGGGCUUUUGAUAAGAAAUGAAACUCCUGAGCUCGCAAAAGGUGCUGCAAAAGCUCUCUAUGAUUUUUAUGAGGUGGUGACACACGAUUUGCUGUCAACUGAGCUUAGGGAGCAAAUUGAUACAUGGAACAUAUUAGCUAAAGCUAGAAAUGAAGGGCGUCUAUUUUCUAGGAUAGAGUGGCCAAAGGAUCCUGAAAUAAAAGAGCUAGUGAAGAGACUGCAUUUGCUACUUACUGUGAAGGAUUCAGCAGCUAAUGUACCAAAAAAUCUAGAAGCGAGAAGACGAUUAGAGUUUUUUACGAAUUCCUUAUUCAUGGACAUGCCUCCAGCAAAACCUGUGUCGGAGAUGAUUCCUUUUAGUGUAUUCACCCCAUACUACAGUGAGACGGUGCUAUAUAGUUCUUCAGAUUUGCGGGUGGAAAAUGAGGAUGGAGUAUCUAUACUGUUCUAUCUCCAGAAGAUUUUUCCAGAUGAGUGGGAAAAUUUCUUGGAGCGGAUCAAUCGAGGAGAUUCUUCUGGAGAUGUAGAUUUUGAAGAAAGUUCUAGUGAUAACUUGGAGCUACGUUUUUGGGUCUCUUAUCGCGGACAGACUUUGGCUAGGACAGUGCGUGGCAUGAUGUACUACAGACGAGCAUUAAUGCUUCAAGGUUUUAUGGAAAGGAGAGGAUUAAUAGAAGAGGACACGAGUUCAUCAACUAAUGAGUUAGCAAGCGUUGGAUUUGAUUUGUCAAGUGAGGCACGGGCGCAAGCAGAUCUCAAGUUUACUUAUGUUGUCUCUUGCCAAAUUUAUGGACAGCAAAGGCAGAGAAAAGCUCCAGAGGCUGCAGAUAUUAAUUUAUUGCUACAGAGGAAUGAAGCACUUCGAGUUGCUUUUAUUCACCUGGAGGAAAGUGCUGGAGCUGAAGGUGCCAUUUUAAAGGAAUAUUACUCCAAGCUAGUCAAAGCUGAUAUGAAUGGAAAAGAUCAGGAAAUAUAUUCAAUCAAGCUUCCUGGAGACCCGAAACUUGGUGAAGGGAAGCCUGAGAACCAGAAUCAUGCAAUUAUUUUUACGCGUGGAGAAGCCAUUCAAACUAUUGAUAUGAAUCAGGAUAAUUACCUUGAGGAGGCAAUUAAAAUGAGAAACCUUCUCGAGGAAUUUAAUGCAAAACAUGGUAUCCGUCCUCCAACUAUUCUUGGUGUCAGGGAGCAUGUAUUUACAGGAAGUGUUUCUUCUCUCGCUUGGUUUAUGUCCAAUCAAGAGACAAGCUUUGUGACGUUAGGUCAGCGAGUUUUGGCAAAACCUCUCAAAGUGCGUAUGCAUUAUGGACAUCCAGAUGUGUUUGAUCGUAUAUUCCACAUAUCUCGUGGUGGCAUUAGUAAGGCGUCUCGUGUUAUUAAUAUCAGUGAGGAUAUAUUUGCUGGUUUCAACUCCACCCUGCGGCAAGGAAAUAUCACACAUCAUGAGUACAUACAGGUUGGUAAAGGAAGAGAUGUUGGCUUGAACCAGAUUGCUCUCUUUGAGGGUAAGGUUGCUGGAGGAAAUGGAGAGCAGGUUCUCAGCAGAGAUGUGUACAGACUUGGACAGCUUUUUGACUUCUUCAGGAUGCUUUCUUUCUACUUCACUACUGUGGGUUAUUACGUGUGCACUAUGAUGACAGUUCUUACUAUAUAUAUUUUCUUAUAUGGAAGAGUAUACCUGGCAUUCUCAGGAUUGGAUGAAGGAAUGGCAAGAGAUGCCAGAAUGUUUGGAAGCGCUGCUCUGGAUGCAGUUCUUAAUGCACAAUUCUUAGUUCAAAUUGGAGUUUUUACAGCAGUACCCAUGAUAAUGGGUUUCAUACUAGAACUUGGAUUGCUAAAGGCUAUCUUCAGUUUCAUUACCAUGCAGCUGCAGUUAUGUUCAGUCUUCUUCACAUUCUCAUUAGGAACAAGGACACAUUAUUUUGGACGUACGAUCUUGCAUGGAGGUGCCAAAUAUAGAGCUACUGGUAGGGGAUUUGUCGUCCAGCAUAUCAAGUUUGCUGAGAACUACAGGCUUUACUCUAGAAGUCAUUUCAUUAAGGCGCUUGAAGUGGCAUUGCUGCUUUCUGUAUACAUUGCGUAUGGCUACACAAGGGGUGGUGCUGUCUCUUUUGUGUUGUUGACGCUCAGCAGUUGGUUCCUCGUUAUCUCUUGGCUCUUUGCUCCAUAUAUCUUUAAUCCUUCAGGCUUUGAAUGGCAAAAGACUGUCGAAGAUUUUGAUGACUGGGUCAGUUGGCUUCUUUACAAAGGUGGAGUUGGUAUAAAAGGAGAACAUAGCUGGGAAUCUUGGUGGGACGAAGAACAGAUGCAUAUCCAUACUUGGAGGGGUCGUAUUCUUGAAACAAUUUUGAGCUUGAGGUUCUUCAUGUUCCAGUAUGGUAUUGUCUACAAGCUUCAUGUCAUGCCAUCGAACACAUCACUGGCGUUGUAUGGCUUCUCCUGGAUUGUUCUAGCAGUCAUCGUCGUCAUAUUUAAGAUAUUCAGUUUCAGUCCCAAAAAGUAUGCUGGAUUCCAGCUGUGGAUGCGUUUUUUUCAGGGUGUCACUGCCUUGGGACUUGUGGCAGCCAUUACUCUUGUUAUAAUCCUCACUGAACUCACUAUUCCAGACUUGUUUGCUUGUGUCCUCGCUUUCAUUGCCACCGGUUGGGGAAUUCUUUGUCUUGCGAUCACUUGGAAGAAGUUGGUGAGAAGCAUAGGGUUAUGGGAUUCCGUCAGGGAGUUUGCUAGAAUGUAUGAUGCUGGAAUGGGUAUGAUCAUCUUUGCACCCAUUUCAAUCCUUUCGUGGUUCCCAUUCAUAUCAACCUUCCAGUCUCGGCUUCUCUUUAACCAAGCCUUCAGUCGAGGUCUUGAGAUUUCAAAGAUUCUUGCUGGAAACAAAGCCAAUGUCCAGAUGUGAGGAAUGGAAAAAGUAAGCUCCGCAUGUGCUCGUAAACAUUCAUCUAUUAUGCGGAAAAGCUACUGAGUUCAAAGUUCUAAAUUGAGGACUGCUCUGACACUAAAGCGCACUGAUCAUGGCUUCUGAUGUUUUGAGCAUAGCAUUCUUUUGUAUCAUUUUUGUAGCGUGUCUUUUUUAAUCUGUAUUGUUCUUUUUUUUCUUUUUUGGGGCUUUAUUUUUUUUGAGAAGAAAGGGAGGGGACUGGGGAGAGCGGUUCUGUAAAUUAUCGAUGAUACAGAUAUGAAAUAGAAGUAUAUUAUUACGAGAA